AUGCCAUCACCAAAAACACUGCCAGUGGACCGUUCGCAACCGGGAAAUGUGGUGGCUCCUGAUAGAUCGCCGUCCCGGUUACCUGCUGCUCCGGUUCUCUUGCAACAACCAUCUCAUAAGAAAGGUCAAUGGAAAUCCACAAAAUUCUUACGACGUGUCAAGUCAGUUUUCCGGUCAUUUCCUGUAAUAAACCCUCCAUGCAAGAUGCCGGUUUCCCUACAUGGAAACUGGCUUCACGAAGGACACAUACAUGGAGGGAAACAGAUGACCGGAACCCUAUUUGGGUGCCGAAAAGCUAGGGUUAAUCUUGCAAUUCAAGAAAACCCUAGAGGGGUUCCGUUGCUCGUGCUUGAACUUUCCAUCCAAACUGGUAAGCUACUCCAAGACAUGGGUUCGGGACUUGUUAGAAUUGCUCUUGAGUGUGAAAAGAACCCGUCCGAGAAACUCAAACUUUUGGACGAACCAAUAUGGACCAUGUACUGUAAUGGAAGAAAAGUUGGGUAUGCUGUGAAAAGAGGGCCUACAGCGGAUGAUCUGAAGGUCAUGCAAAACCUGCAUGCAGUGUCUAUGGGAGCCGGCGUUCUACCAAGUCAGAACGCCGAGUCCCCAGAAGGAGAGCUUACUUACAUGAGAGCAUUUUUUGAACGGACUGUUGGAUCAAAGGACUCAGAGACGUAUUACAUGAUGAAUCCCAAUGGCACCAGUGGACCUGAGCUCAGCAUCUUUUUCGUCAGGAUAGGGUGAAACAUGAAUAUACCAAGAGAAAUUAAUGUCCUUUGUUUUCUGUUCUUCAUUUUCAUUUGCCCCUCUUUUAAGUUCUCGUUUAGGCAUCUCUAUUAUAUACUCCCUCUAUUUCAA
Lycium barbarum (goji berry) is the source of this 858-nucleotide messenger RNA. Its product is annotated as protein MIZU-KUSSEI 1-like. Gene Ontology annotation, biological process: hydrotropism. Bases 1 to 744 code for a protein of 247 amino acids. Lineage: Eukaryota; Viridiplantae; Streptophyta; Magnoliopsida; Solanales; Solanaceae. The transcript has a single exon. The record is from RefSeq and is a predicted model, not a curated record.